Molecule: messenger RNA, 3276 nt
Organism: Rhagoletis pomonella (apple maggot)
Lineage: Eukaryota; Metazoa; Arthropoda; Insecta; Diptera; Tephritidae
Product: transcription initiation factor TFIID subunit 1-like
Exons: 5
Coding region: 357-2588 (743 amino acids)
Biological process (GO): regulation of transcription by RNA polymerase II; anatomical structure development
Molecular function (GO): RNA polymerase II cis-regulatory region sequence-specific DNA binding; DNA-binding transcription factor activity, RNA polymerase II-specific
Source: RefSeq, a predicted model, not a curated record
CAAAAAAUUUGCAAGCUAGCGCACGUUUCCUGCUUUCGCUUAAUUGCACUCGAACAGCGUUGUGUCAGUGUAUGUAUGCGUGCGUGCGUGCGUGUGUGCCUCUAUGCAUAUGACCGCGCCAAUGUGCGUAUGUGAACGCGCUACCGAUUGCAUUAAUUGCCAGCCACUUCAUUUACAUAUCUAUCAAUGAACAUAAAUAGGCGCAUUUGCAAAAUUCUACAUUUGAAUGUUCGCCAUUCCAGCACCAAUAUUACCAAGUGUAUUAUUUGCAUAAAAUCUGGAAAUUGUCUAAACAUUCAUAUCUAAAACAUUACAAAAAUUUCGCCCCCUUGCACCAUUGCCUUGCUCGCUUGGUCAUGUUGAUUGAACCGGGUAUAAAUCACAAGUUUGGAACAUUGGCCGCCGCAAAUUCGAGCAUACCAGCGCAUUGGAAAAUGGAACCACCAAGAAUACCAGCUUUAGCGGGUACGGGUGGUGCGCCCACUAUACCGCCACCGUGCAAUAUCGGCCUGCCGCCAUCUGUGCAAAUACCAGGCGCUUCAAUUUUCGGUGCUGGCGGUGCACCAUCGCCGACCACUUUGAAUGCGCUGAUGUCACAGCAACGUCUACUGGAGCUUUCACGUUUCGGCGGUCUACGCGGCUACGAUAUCGCUCAGCAUAUGUUGUCGCAGCAGGGUGCUGUCUCGAAGCUAUUGGGUUCACUGCGUCCACCUGGUCUAAUUGGUGGCUCCAAGCCAAAAGUUGCUACACCAACAGUUGUCUCAAAGAUCGAACAGUAUAAGCGCGAGAAUCCAACAAUAUUCGCAUGGGAAAUACGUGAACGGUUGAUAUCGGAAGCCGUUUGCACAAAUACCACUGCUCCGUCGGUAUCUUCCAUCAAUCGUAUACUGCGCAAUCGUGCCGCCGAGCGUGUGGCCAGUGAAUUUGCGCGCACCGCUGCCUAUAGCCUCUAUCCACCACAUCCUUAUGGCGGCUUCACUUGGCAUCCCUCGGCUGCGGCGGCAGCGGCAGCAGCGAACGCCCCAACAGCUGCACAUUUUUGGCCCACACAAGCCACAGGACCAACGCUUACUACGCUACCACCAUCCGGAGGUGGCGGCAGUGGUGGUGGGUGUGGUAGUAGUGCUGGCAGCGCUGCAGCUGGUGGUCUGCUAACAAGCAAUAAUCGUGCAAUAUCGCCCGGAUCAGGUAGUCGUGACACUCUAGAAUCGCCAGAUGAUAGUCGGCAUGUGGAUUCAGAUUACUUGGAUGAUGAUGAUGAGCCAAAAUUUCGCCGCAAUCGCACUACGUUUAGUCCGGAGCAAUUGGAAGAGCUGGAGAAGGAGUUCGAUAAGAGUCAUUAUCCUUGCGUGAGCACGCGCGAGCGCUUGUCUAGCCGGACGUCGUUGAGUGAGGCGCGAGUGCAAGUUUGGUUUUCCAACAGAAGGGCGAAGUGGCGCCGCCAUCAGCGCAUGAAUCUACUGAAGCAGCGCUCCAGCCCCUCCGGCCAUCCACACGUUCCGCAUUCACAGCCGUCGCCCGAAAGCAACAACAACAACAACAACAACAACAGCUACAGCAGCAACAACAACAACAGCCUCAAUCACAGUUACAGCCACAGCCAUGUAUCAUCAGCGACAAUGGGCGUGGCCGCUUCACCGACCUCCAGUUGUCACAGCAACAGCAACGCCUCUACCUGUGCGGCCAACGACCAACAAUCAGGGCAUCACCAUUACCCGCUUGGCGGCAGUCAAUUGUCGGCGACAGCAGCAAGUUCUCAAGGGAGCGAAUUGGAAUUUCGCCCGCUCGGACACCAUUUCACGCACCAUGCUGCUCAUCCGGCGAACAGUACUGCUGCGACAAUGUUGCUCAAUCACUACAGCCAACAACAGCAGCACCACCACCAACAACAACAGCAGCAGCAGCAGCAGAAGCAGCAACAAUUGGCCGCCAAGGCGCAUUAUACGGCGACAGGCGGUCAGCUGCAACACGCAGCGGCGGAGGUGAACAUAGAGACAGCAGCAGCUGCGGCGGCGGCGGCGGCGGCGGCACAACAACAGCAUCCGCAGCACUUAGCCGCCACGCUAGCGGCCAGUAUAGCGACAUCACAACAACAACAGCAGCAUCAGCAACAGCAACAACACAGCCCAUCGCCCACAGCAUCAGCGCCAUUAUCCAUGGGCGGUGAGCAUAGCGCCUUCCGCUCGCUAGUUGGUUCGCCCUCUGCGGCGGCAUUUGCGCACUUAGUGCGGCAAUAUGCAGUGGCUGCGACAUUAUCGGCAAAUGUCGCUAGCAUGGGUGGCGCGACGGAUGAACUCAAACAGCAGCAACAACAACAACAACAACAACAACAACAGCUGGUGACUGUGGAUGAUUCCUCCGAGGAUUCGGAAGAGGAGAUCAAUGUGCAUGACGAUUCUGAAGAUGAAGUGGAGGUAGUGCGGCGUACGACGCGCGGCAGUACUGUCGACCAAAAUGUUGGCUACAGUGGCAAUAAUAACAACAAUAAUGGCAAUAGCGCAAGUGCUGCUGACAACAACAAUCAAGGUAACGAAAUGUUAUCGCUAAGCGGCAAAGCGCCUCUACAGCUUACCAAGCAUGACCGUUGAGCGGCCGUUUUGAAACGCAUAGCGGCGAGUAGCAUUCUACAAAUUUAUGCAUAUGUAUGAGUGUACAUAAUCGCGUGAAGCAGGGCGUUACGCGCACGGAUUGCAUUUCAACUAAAUUUGACAAACCUGACUCGAGGCGCGCUUGUGAUUGACAUCGGUCCGUCCGUUACUUAGUUGUAGCUGGCGCAUGCGCAAUGCACAAAGCGUGAGCGUAACUACAUACUGGCCCCGUAUAUGUAAGUAUGCCGCGCCGCUAUGAACGUCUGUGUUUGAGACAAGUCGCCGCCGCCGCUGCUGUCGUUGUUUGGUGCGCUAGUCGUGUCCCGUCGCUUAAUUAUGAAAGAAACUUGAAACUUGGCGGGCAACGACAGAUACUUUGUACUUAGCGCUGCAAUGGUAAGCCAAACAAAACUAAAUAAAAUAAAAAACAACUAUUCAAAUGAGCUUGUUCGCUUAGCAAAAUUACUACAACAGCAACAAAAUAAAUACAUAAUUUUAAACCAAAGUAAUUAACAAAAUCGUAUAAUACUACAGUAGCGACAACGAGCGUGCGCUUGCUAUUUAACAUAAACAAGCAACAACAACAACUUUGAAAUACUACACAAAUUUGCGAUCGUUGUUAUUGUUGCACUCGCUGGCUGGGCAUAUGUUAAUGUACGAGUAUAUAUACAUAGAUGUACAUACAUAA